Molecule: messenger RNA, 1027 nt
Organism: Etheostoma cragini (Arkansas darter)
Lineage: Eukaryota; Metazoa; Chordata; Actinopteri; Perciformes; Percidae
Exons: 3
Coding region: 378-920 (180 amino acids)
Molecular function (GO): protein-disulfide reductase activity
Source: RefSeq, a predicted model, not a curated record
CCACUACACGUGAUUCACCCAAUCACCACGCCUCCUUCAGCUUUCCCGAGGUGCGGGGCAGCUGUGGCUUGUGCUAUUUACAAAUUAUAUGAAUUUAACUUUCAUUCUCCAGCUAGUCGAAUGUAAGGAUGAUAUAUAAUGCUUGAGGUGUUUCUGUCGAGCGUUUAAUUUGAACACCAUUAGCGCGUGACAAGCCGUUACUCAACCGCUUGUGUAACACAUGCAUUGCUGGCUGGUAACUAAUUAGCUAGCUAGCUAAUGUUUGCCUACGUUACGACAGAGUCAGGUAGCCAACUGGGAAGAAGGAAAUUUAACGUCUUCGGUGGAGCUAGUUUGUUGCCUAUUCAGUCAGCACGUUUACCGCUGUGGUGGGUUCAAUGUAUUUGCAAAUGUUUUCGCAAGUGAGAGCAUUGUUGUUGUCGGGUUUGACAAAAUGUCCCAGUUGUGUAAACUCAACGACCGCAAAAAGUGUGGCACCUGCCCUCUGCAGCAGGCAUCAGCAUCGGACCUUUAGCUCUGAGCCGGCAGGUGUCAAGGUGCUGUAUGAUGGGCUUUGUCCCAUAUGCGUGACAGAGAUCCGGUUCCUCCAGUAUCUGCAGAGAAAUCGGCCUGGGAAAGUAUAUUUUAUUGAUAUCUCCCUGCCAGACUACAAUGCAGAGAAAUACAAGACUGUCAGCUACGAGAUGGCAAUGGAGGAAAUGCAUGUAAUUGAUGAGAAAGAUGAGGUUUACCGUGGGAUCCCAGCAUUUGCAGUGAUGUACAGUGCAGUGGGCCUUGGCUGGUUGGGUCGCUUCAUGAUGUGGUCACCUGUAAGACCAUUCAUGGACCAGUCCUAUGCCAUCUUUGCCAGGAAUCGCUUAAAGUGGACUGGACGAGGGGAGGAGUGCAGAACAGGACGCUGUGAAAAGAAAACGCAUUGACUCGUGACCACAGAGAAAAUGAAGUAUGUUUCAUAAACUAAUUUAACGGGAAGAAGAACUGGAUGGUUUAUCCCGCUUAACCAUGAGUUUAUUAGGAAUCUGGCUGG